This is a messenger RNA of Condylura cristata (star-nosed mole), 1931 nucleotides long. RefSeq names its product receptor-interacting serine-threonine kinase 2 (gene RIPK2). NCBI's taxonomy places the organism in Eukaryota, Metazoa, Chordata, Mammalia, Eulipotyphla, Talpidae. The coding region runs from base 236 to 1843 and encodes 535 amino acids. The transcript is spliced from 12 exons. Gene Ontology annotation, cellular component: cytoplasm. Gene Ontology annotation, biological process: innate immune response; positive regulation of apoptotic process; positive regulation of canonical NF-kappaB signal transduction. The record is from RefSeq and is a predicted model, not a curated record. Gene Ontology annotation, molecular function: ATP binding; JUN kinase kinase kinase activity.
CAGGAAAUGAAACCCCGCUGACCAGUCGGGCGUCCGCGUCCGCUCCGGAAAAGCGGCGGCCGGCGUGGGCCGCGCGGGGAUGGGCGACCGCGUGACCUAGUGUCUAGCAGCGGGGAGGAGCCGGCCGGCCAUUCUCGCGGGGGCGGAUCCAGCGGCUGCGGGAGCGCGGGAGCCGAGGGAGCGGCGGGCACAUCCGGAACCGUCCGGCCGCCUGAGCGCCCUGAGCCGCGCCACCAUGAACGGGGAGGCCAUCUGCAGCGCCCUGCCCACCAUCCCCUACCACAAGCUCGCCGACCUGCGCUACCUGAGCCGCGGCGCGUCAGGCACCGUGUCGUCGGCGCGCCACGCAGACUGGCGCGUUCAGGUGGCAGUGAAGCACCUGCAUAUCCACACGCCGCUGCUCGACAGUGAAAGAAAUGAUGUCUUAAGAGAAGCUGAAAUUUUACACAAAGCUAGAUUUAGUUAUAUUCUUCCAAUUUUGGGAAUUUGCAAUGAGCCUGAAUUUUUGGGAAUAGUUACUGAAUACAUGCCAAAUGGAUCAUUAAAUGAACUCCUACACAGAAAAAUUGAAUAUCCUGAAGUUCCUUGGCCGUUGAGAUUCCGCAUCCUGCAUGAAAUUGCACUGGGUGUAAAUUACCUGCACAAUAUGAACCCUCCUCUACUUCAUCAUGACUUGAAGACUCAGAAUAUUUUAUUGGAUAAUGAAUUUCACGUUAAGAUUGCAGAUUUUGGUUUAUCAAAAUGGCGUAUGAUGUCCCUCUCACAAUCACGAAAUAGUAAAUCUGCACCAGAAGGAGGGACAAUUAUCUACAUGCCACCUGAAAACUAUGAACCUGGACAAAAAUCAAGGGCCAGUGUCAAACAUGAUAUAUAUAGCUAUGCAGUUAUCACAUGGGAAGUUUUAUCCAGAAAACAGCCCUUUGAAGAAGUCACCAAUCCUUUGCAGAUUAUGUAUAGUGUGUCACAAGGACAUCGGCCUGACACUAAUGAAGAAAGCCUGCCAUUUGAUAUACCUCAUCGAGCACUUAUGAUCUCUUUAAUACAAAGUGGAUGGGCACAAAAUCCAGAUGAGAGACCAUCUUUCUUGAAAUGUUUAAUAGAACUUGAGCCAGUUCUGAGAACAUUUGAAGAGAUAACUUUUCAUGAAGCUGUCAUUCAACUAAAGAAAACAAAGAGUGCUUCAAGUAUUAUUCACGUAUGUGAUAAGAAGAAAAUGGAGUUAUCUUUGAACAUAUCUGUAAAUCAUGGCCCACAGGAGGAAUCAUGUGGAACUUCUGAGUGCUAUAAAAGUAGUGGUUCUUCUAUAACCUCAAGGUCCCUGUCAGCUCCUCAAGACAACUGCUUUUUAUCUAGAAAAACACAAGCAUAUCCUGUGCCGCAUCAAUGUCCAGUAAAUCACAGCUGGGAGAGUAAUGCUUGUAUAGCUCCGAGAAUGACAUUCUGUGAUCAUAAGUGCAGUCUACCCUCUUCAGCAAUAAAUUCACUCUCAGCUGAGGGAAAUUCAGAGCGACUGCAGCCUGGUGUAGCCCAACAGUGGAUCCAGAGUAAAAGGGAAGACAUUGUGAACCAGAUGACUGAAGCCUGCCUUAACCAAUCACUAGAUGCCCUGCUGUCCAGGGACUUGAUCAUGAAGGAGGACUAUGAACUUGUUAGUACUAAACCUACAAGGACCUCAAAAGUCAGACAACUACUGGACAUCACUGAUAUCCAAGGAGAAGAAUUUGCCAAAAUUAUAGUACAAAAGUUGAAAGAUAAUAGGCAAAUGGGUCUUCAACCUUACCCAGAAACACUUUUAGUGUCUCACUUACCAUCUUUAAAUUUGCUUCAGAACAAAAGCUUAUAAGUGACUCUUUUUCAAGAAGAAAGGUCAGUUUUAUAAAAGAGUAUUUUAUAUUUCUGAUAUUUUGAUCAAAUUGUUUUUAUAAAACCCA